Molecule: messenger RNA, 687 nt
Organism: Candidula unifasciata
Lineage: Eukaryota; Metazoa; Mollusca; Gastropoda; Stylommatophora; Geomitridae
Source: the annotation of a GenBank genome assembly
AUGGGAAAGAAAGUACUUGUCAUCCUUACCAGUGCAGACAAGUUCCCGGCAACAGGGAAACCUACAGGAUGGUAUCUUCCAGAACUUGCACACCCUUACAAGGUUUUGGUUGAUGCUGGGGUCACCGACAUUGAUAGUAUCAGUCCCAAAGGUGGGAAAGCUCCUCUGGACCCGACUAGCGUGGAACAAUUCAAAGAUGACGCUGUCUGCCAGUGGUUUCUGAAAGACGCUAAGGCCCAGGCUUUGGUCAAUAAUACGAAAACUCCCACCCAGGUCAAGGCUAGCGACUAUGCAGCUGUUUUAUUUCCAGGAGGCCAUGGUCCUAUGUUUGAUUUGGCCACAGAUGCAGAAAUUGCUAGGAUCACAGCAGAAGUUUAUGAGAAGGGGGGAGUUGUUGCCGCUGUUUGUCAUGGCCCUGCUGGUUUGGUUCCAGUAAAGCUGUCAAAUGGUGACCCACUUGUUAAAGGCAAAAAAGUGACCAGUUUUACAAAUGCUGAAGAGGAUGCUGUUGACCUGAGCAAGUAUAUGCCCUUUAUGCUGGAGACCAGGCUAGAAGAGCUUGGGGCCACUUUCAGCAAGGCAGACAACUGGCAAGAGCAUGUGGUUGUUGAUGGGAGACUGAUCACAGGACAAAACCCAGCAUCAUCAACAAAACUAGGGAAGUCUAUUCUUGAACUACUCAAGUGA